AUGGAGGCUUUACAAAGACCUCAGAUCAUUUGCCAUAAUCAGAAAAAUGUGGAUUAUUCAGUUCAUGAUGUUAAAUGGAUACCUUGUUCCGCUAAGUUUGUGACACUUGGAGGAAAAUCGAAUGGAUCUGGUAUUAUUGAAGUAUAUUCGUUAACUAGUGAGAAUGUUGAGAAAGUACAUGAAUUUGGCAAAAAAGAACAUUUUAAGUGUGGUACGUUUGAAGCAUCGAGUUUAAGAAAUAGACAUUUAGCUACCGGUGAUUUCUCUGGGAGAUUACAAGUGUGGGAUUUGGAGGAUCCUAUUUGGCCAGUAUAUAAAAGUACUGCUCAUACCGCUAUCAUAAAUUCCAUUGACGGUGUGGCGGGAACAAGUUCUGGAUGUGGUGCACCAGAAAUAGUGACGGGCUCUAGAGAUGGUACCGUUAUGGUGUGGGAUGUAAGACAAAAAGAUACUCCUGUAGCUAAAUUCGUGCCAUCAACAGAAACGUCUGCAAGGGAUUGUUGGUCAGUUGCAUUUGGCAACUCAUAUAAUAAUGAAGAAAGGGUUGUUGCUGCGGGAUAUGAUAACGGAGAUAUUAAACUGUUCGAUCUUAAAACUAUGUCAUUGCGUUGGUCUAAGUGUCUUAAAAAUGGUGUGGUUGGAAUUCAAUUUGAUCGAAAAAAUAUUCCCAUGAAUAAACUGGUCGCAACAACGUUGGAAUCUAAGAUAUUCUGUUAUGAUGUUAAGACUAAACACCAUAAGAAAGGAUUUGCUUGCGUGACAGAGAAAGCACACUCUUCCACGGUGUGGACCGUUAAGCAUUUGCCUCAAAAUAGAGAUAUAUUUAUGACGACAGGUGGGGCUGGCAGUUUAUGCUUAUGGAAAUACACAUAUCCCGAUAAAGGGUAGAAAAAGAUGCAGAUGGAAUACCUUAUGGAAUUCCAGGAGAGAUAUCUUGUUUACAAAAUUCCACAUUAUCCGAUC
Messenger RNA from Diabrotica balteata, 963 nucleotides. The record is from the annotation of a GenBank genome assembly. Lineage: Eukaryota; Metazoa; Arthropoda; Insecta; Coleoptera; Chrysomelidae.